CUAAUGGUCUGAUCCCUCGCAAAUGAGACAGUGGCGGAUGAGCAGAAAGAAUCAGAACAAUACUCUUUCUCUACUUAAAAAGUAAAUAUAAGUGGGGAUUGACAGGGCAUUCCAUUUUUUUUCUUUUUCUAUUUUUGUUGGGUGAUGUAAAAGUAAAACCAUUCCAAUCUUCUUUUUCUUUUGGAUUUGGAUUUGUAUGGAGAUAAUUUUGCAUACAAUUAUAGUAAUGGCCUGUAGGUGUUAGUCGUAAGAAAGAGUAAAGGGUGUAGGCUGGCGGUGGUUUGGACUUCGGUGGUGUGGUAUGGUAGGUCCGCCUUUCUUUAUUGACCUUGACUCUUCUUCUCUACUACUAUUUUUUUUUUUAAAUUUUAAACCUGCUUGCAUCUAUUAUCUGUCCUUCAGUAUUUCUUCCUAAUCCUUACCUUUAUUUAUGAUUCAUUUACCAUUCCAUAGUAUUUCUGAAGAAGGCCAGGCUAGGCCAGGGGCAGGAAACUCUUUCCAUUUUCUGCUUUUGUUUUUUUAACUGGUACUGCUACUAGUAACCCAGAAUAGAAUUUAGCACAUAGGACGGUCAUAAUUUAGCAAAAGAAGAAAGAAAGGAAAAAAAAAAAAGGAGUUCAAAUAUAAUAGCACACACAAAACUCAUCGUAUUCGUGUCGGUGGAGUGAGCAAUUCUGAAAUGGGGAUCGUUUCUCAGGAAGCGAUCGUUCAGUUGCAGGCAUUGAUGGAUCCAGUCGAUGAGCCCCUCAACAAAACAUUUCAGAAUGUUCAUCAAGGUUAUCCAGCUGAAACAUUGGUGCGCUUUCUAAAAGCAAGAGAGUGGAAUGUUGUCAAAGCCCAUAAAAUGUUGUUGGAGUGCUUGCAGUGGAGGGUGCAGAGUGACAUUGACGAUAUAUUAGCAAAACCCAUAGUUCCUACCGAACUUUACAGAGCAGUGCGUGAUUCACAGCUCAUAGGAAUGUCUGGCUUCUCAAGAGAGGGGCUUCCUGUCUUUGCUAAUGGUGUGGGACUUAGCACGUUUGACAAAGCAUCUGUUCACUACUAUGUGCAGUCACAUAUUCAAAUCAAUGAAUAUCGAGAUCGUGUAAUUCUGCCUUCUGCAUCUAAGAAGCAUGGGCGACCUGUAACUACCUGUAUAAAAGUGUUAGAUAUGACUGGCCUGAAGCUUUCAGCACUGAGCCAAAUAAAGUUGUUGACAAUCAUCUCGACAAUUGAUGACUUGAACUACCCAGAGAAGACAAAUACGUAUUACAUUGUAAAUGCUCCAUAUAUUUUCUCUGCUUGCUGGAAGGUUGUCAAGCCCCUCUUGCAAGAGAGAACAAGGAAAAAAAUUCAAGUGUUACCAGGUUGUGGGCGAGAUGAGCUGUUGAAGAUAAUGGAUUUCGCAUCACUGCCACACUUCUGUAGAAGAGAAGGGUCUGGGUCAUCUCGCCAUUCAGAAAAUGAAAACUGCUUUUCGCUGGAUCAUCCUUUUCAUCAACAGCUCUACAACUACAUAAAGCAGCAGUCCUUGAUUACUGAACCUGCUCAACCUAUCAAACAGGGAUCUUUUCAUGUGGAUCUACCUGAUCCAGCCGCUGGAGGAACAGAGAUUGCUAAAACUCUAGAGUCUGAGUUGCACAAGAUUGAGAAUAGGAAUGGGCUAUCUCGGUCUUUUAAUGGCAUCAAAAUCGAUGAUGAGUGAUGCUGUAGUGCUCUAUGCAUUUCUACAACUUGACUCUUAAUUCCGACUCAGCAUGUGUUGGCUUUGUUAGAGGGGGUAUACGGUUUGACUACCAUUCCUGCUAUAGGAUAUAAAGAAAAGAGUAACACAGCUCACAUUAUCUUUAGUUGAGUCUGAAAAAAGUUAAUACAGUGUGUGAUUAAUUUCACAUGUUGGCUGGAAUGGAUAAUUAGCUUGAAGUUCGCCUAAGCUGACGUGGAGUAGGAAUGCUAUAUUGCAUUAAUGAGUUUUCACCUUUUUUAGUUAAUGACUUGAACAGAAAAACGAGAAUUCUAUUUCAGCCUUCCUCGAAUUAUUGCUUUAAUUGAUACCUAUUGUCUAACGCAAUGCAAGUAGUCCUUUAUGGUUGCCGUAUCAAGGCAACAAGUCUCCAUGAGUUCAAUGAAACGAGAUCACGAGCUAAAUUUUGAGAGUUGCUAGUUUACUAAAAAUGCUUUUCAAGAUCCAAUAUGUAACUUCAUCGAUCUUAUUGUCAUAUAUAAUAUGAGAAACAAAAAUGGGCAAAUGUUAA
This is a messenger RNA of Durio zibethinus, 2234 nucleotides long. Its product is annotated as phosphatidylinositol/phosphatidylcholine transfer protein SFH1-like. NCBI's taxonomy places the organism in Eukaryota, Viridiplantae, Streptophyta, Magnoliopsida, Malvales, Malvaceae. The record is from RefSeq and is a predicted model, not a curated record.